AUGGUAAAGCCAGAAUUCGCGUUCAUCGGUGCUUGGCAACGGCACGAACAGCUGAUUCCCGUGUUAACCUGCCCAAAUGAUCCAGCAUCUUCUGUGUCAACAAAUCCUGUACUGGCAAAUUCCAGGCAUCCCAGUCGGUACAUGGAACGUUUCUUCACCAAAUCACUUUCUGAAACGAUCAAUGCGCUAAAGGACGCGGCGAAAGUCACUCGAGAUCCUGACCAACGUAAGGCUACCUAUGCCGACCAGCGAGACCAUACCGUACGUGGCAGAGGUGAUGGGCGCUACCAGCUACGAAGAGAGUGUCGAGGAAGGCGGGGAAGUGAAGCGGGUCCAGAGGAAGCUCUCCGGGCCGGAGCACAAGGAGCCCGAUCUCGACAGGGAGGAGGAGUUCACGGAAUAUCAGGAACCGAAUUCAGCUGCAGAAACGUAAAAAGUUCAGGAUAUUAUGCUGAUCUUGAAACUGGAUGUCAGGUUUUCCACAUCUGUGAUGGAGGAAGAAAAAUAUCAUUCUUAUGCCCCAACGGAACCAUAUUUCGUCAAAGUCAUUUGAUAUGUGACUGGUGGUUUAGAGUGGACUGUGAACGAUCCGUUGAACUUUAUGAAGAGAGUGCAGAACAGCUUGCCCAUGACCAAAUGAUCUAUAAGAAAAGAGCAGAAGAGAUUGCUAAGGCCAUAACUGUAAGGACCACUUCAGAAGCACCAAGAGUGACCAGCAGCACCCAGCAAAGGCAGUACAGAAGAAAACCUCAACAGAGGACACAACCGCAACUUCAACAAAGAACACAUUCUCAACCUCAACAAAGGACACAGUCAAGGCUGCAAUCACAAUAUCAGCCUCAACAAUCUCAAUAUCAACCUCAGUCAGUUGUUCAGGAACCUAAAUAUCAAACUCAGCCAGUUACUCAACAACCUCAGUAUCAAUCUCCACGAGUUACACAACAACCUCGAUAUCAACAACCACAGACUCAACAACCUCAGUAUCAACAGCCCCAGACCCAACAACCUCAAUAUCAACAGCCACUGACUCAACAACCUCAAUAUCAACAGCCAGAGACUCAACAACCACAAUAUCAACAGCCACAGACUCAACAACCACAAUAUCAACAGCCACAAACUCAACAACCUCAAUAUCAUCAGCCACAGACUCAACAACCACAAUAUCAACAGCCACAAACUCAACAAGCUCAAUAUCAACAGCCACAAACUCAACAACCUCAAUAUCAUCAGCCACAGACUCAUCAAUCUCAAUAUCAGUCUGAAUCUCAGCCCCAACAAGAAGAACAGGAAAGGCAAAUACCUGCAGAAACUGCUUCAUUUGCAAGUAAUAGGCAUCGGUUCGCAAAUCAACUUGAGGCUCAAUAUAAGCAAUAUGCGGCCACAACUACAACAGCUUCACCCCUUCCCACAGAGAAAAACAUAUACAAUUAUAAUGGACAGCGAUACCAAAAAACUUCAUCGACUACAGCAAGUUAUAAUCCACCAAGUUUUCAAGAAAUAAGCAACAAUGAAGAACAUAGUAAGGAAGAAUACAGUAAAGAAGAAUUUAGCAAUGAAGAACUAAUAAACAAUAAUUACCCAGGUAGUGUUUAUUCUAGCUAUAAUUAUACCUAUCAAAAUGCUGAUUAUUAUAAUAGCAAACAUAAUUAUACUAACAACUACAACUUUUCAAGCAGCGACUAUGUUGAUACGUAUUCACAACAAAAUGGGCAGGAUUAUCAGCCAGAAACUAAUAGGGGUACAAGCAAAUACUUUGACAAUAGCCAGGCUAAUCAAAAAGAUAGUUUGGAACCAAAGUCGAGCUAUGUUUCUGAAAUUCCUUAUUCAUCCACAACAGCUAGAUCAAUAUCAAAAAGUGAGAUUAAUUCCUACAAUGACCACAAACAAAUACAGGACAACUUCCAGCCAGUACAAUCCUCAACAAGAAACCCUUUGAAACAAAAAACCGUUUUUGAUGUUAAAAUCAGGCCGACUAAGGAUUUUGCUUAUGUUGAACUUCUCAGGCAUGAAGAAUAUUUGAAAAAUCAAUCUAAAACCACGUCAGCACCUGUCUCUUACACAUCUUCAAGUUUAUCUCAAACAGUAAGCCAUGAGACCACCCCUUCUUCCUUAAAUGAUGAUGUUAUUCCAGUAUCCAGGUUUGCAACAUCAACUCCACCUUCCCAACCCAGCACAAGACAUACAUAUCUUCCUACCAAAGCAACAGAAUCUUCUAAACAGUACACAACCACACCCACACCUAAAAUUAAUAGAUAUGCCUCAAUUCAUGUUUCAGGUACUUCAGAAGAAAUAAGACCGGAAGUUGUCAAUUCCUUAAUGGAAUCAGGAGUAACACCCACUUCAGCUAAGGCACUUCAUUCAUUAGCAAGCUAUAUCAGUUCAGCUGCUGCUGAUGACUUGAGUAGCAUUUAUGGACAACUAGAUGGACAUCCACAGGUGUCAGAUGUCAUUCUCAAUUUCCAUUCUGGAACCCCAGCAACUAAUUCAUAUCUCCAAAAUGAAGUAACAACUCGAUCAUCGUCAUCUCCUUCAGAAGAAAGUUUACCAUCAGGAUUAACGAAAGCUACAAAGGAAUCAUAUUCUUAUCUCUUUUCAGAAAGUAAAGAACAAACUGAAAAGAAAGGUGAGGUGCCAAAUGUACCAUUUUUAGAAAUAGAUUAUACUACACAGAAACCUCAAACAAUAACCCCACAAAUGACUAAAGGAGGUGACAGAGAUUUGAGAUUAAAGGACUCAAGUGAGCUACGGGAAUUGGCUCAGGUAUUUAGUAGAGCACUUUCAGCUUAUCUUGAAGAUCCUGAAACAUUUAAAGAAAUACUUGCCCAAGUGAGACCUACCGAACCCAGCAAUACUGAUCACACCACACCAUCUCCAGAUGAUGAAGUACUAGACUUUUCUGAUGCUAAUCAAGGCCAGAAAGGCAUUACAAGUUCUCCAUUAACAACUCUCAGUAACAUUGUAGGAUAUACUGAUGAAAAUUUAAACAUUGGUGAUAUAAAUAAUUUGGCCCAAGGAACUCGAACUUUUGAACCAGACAAUUCAUUAGAACACAAUACAUUUCCACCAACUGCUCCAGAAAAUUAUCAAGCAACUCACUUUAGUUCAGUUACACCAAGUUCUGUACAGUUAAAAGUGAACAGCAUUACAAACAACACGGAUCCAUUAGACUACUAUAGCAGACUUGGUUCAAAAGAAGACCAAUCCUAUUUCCCAACUGUAGGAGGAGUUAGUGAUACCAGCAGACCAAGAUAUGGAGGUUUUCAAAACAACACCCAGAAAACAGCAAGAGCAUAUUCCCCAUAUGGCUCAGAUGUUCCUAAAAAUCUUACUGGGUCACCAAUUUCUAUAACAACCCCCGUGGUACAAACUGAAGUUCCCUUACUGUUUAGUUUGACCAAUGCUUCAUCAGAAAAAGAAGGACUUCCAGAACCUAAAGAUGUAAAUAGUCUUAUAAAAAUCAAUGUCUUGAAUUCAGAUCAGUCAAGUAGUGAGGAAAAUACAAAUUAUCAAACAUCACCAUCUGCAUACCAAGAUGACACAUAUUUUCCAUCUGCAGACCAAGAGAAAGUUUUGAUAACUGCAGGAAGUCAGUCAUUAGUGUCCAGCAAUAACUACCUCCAAUUCGCUAAAGUAUUUAAUGAACAAAGUCAAAAAGAAAGAAGUAAAUAUUAUCCAACACUCUACAACUCUAAUUCAUAUAUAAAUUAUGCUCCCUCUGCAGUGUCACAAGAUAAAUUUAAUACCAAAGAAGAUUACAAGAGUGAAGAAUUUAUUCCUUUCUUUGGUCAGGAACCUCCUUUUGAAAAUCUGGCCAAACCUUCUGGAUUCCAAACUACAAAAGAAUCGGAUAAUAUCAAACAAGAUCAAACGCUAACUGAACAGAGUGAUACAUAUGAGAAGCGAACUGGCAUCUUUGCCGAUCCAAUAAACUAUCAUUUGGAAGCUAUAAAUGCUGAACUUUCAACUCCUUCAUAUGGUGAUAAAAAUAGUGAAUAUAAAGUUUCAUAUAAAAAUGUUGACCUUGGUAAUGGUGUGACUUUAGAAAAACUUGAUUCAUCAACAGAAACUCGUAAGUAUGAAACAACUUGGACUGUAUCACCUUUAAUAGAUUUGACCACUGCCAGUGGGAGCACACUUCAUCACAACUAUACCAGUAGCCCGGUACCAUCUUCAUCAGCCCACUAUUCAUCUCCUCAUCAAUAUGAAGCAACAACAUACCGUCCACCACGCUCAAGCGAUUCUUCAGAUACAGCUGAGUUCCAAUGGGCAACCACUGUCCAAACAGAAAGCAACUCUGAGGAAACAGUAACUACUUCUGGUCUCACUGAUUCAACAGAGACAGUGAUUCCUAAUGAAAAUUUAGGAAGCUUUGAAAAAACAGCUAUGGAUAUGUUUGGUAAUCUUAAUGAAAGUGCUGCAGUCACACUAAUGGAUAUGAUGUCUAAAGCAGAAAAAAACAUGACAAUACGUAGGCUUGUAUUGCUUUUGGUUAAUGAAAAAGGCAAAGAAAAUAGAACUAUUCAAGAGUCACGAGAAAACUUGAUAAAUGCCCUUUUAAAUAAUAUGGAAGACAUUAAAAAAGAAACUACUACUAGUGAAUUACCUCCUCUUUCAGCUUCUCCAUCUACACCAAAUAGUGUAUAUAUUCCUAGAAAAAAAGUUAGAGUUUCUCGAGUACGUUUAAGCACCACAUCCGAACCCCCACAAAAUAGUGGCAAGUUUCAUCGAGGAACGGAUACAAUGACUGCAGUCCAUGGAAGUCCAUCUGAUAUAAAUAAAAUCAAUUCCGCUAAGUUGUACAUACCUUCACCAACAAUAUCAGCAUAUACUAACACACUUCCAAUAGAUUCGGAUGCAAGAGCUGUGGAGCUUUUGAGGACACUCUACAGCCUUGCAGCCAAAUGGGGUUAGGGCCACAAUCUGAACUACUAUGAGACUUAAGGUAGUAAACCAAUAUGAUCGAUUGAACUUCUACAAUUGUUUCAAACAGAUGCUUUGCAUACAGAGAAGAAUCCUUGAUCAUAUAUGGUUUAUCAGCAUCAAACAAUUUUAUGUGAAGAUUAUGAAAAUCACAAUUUUUUUUAUUUGUCAUUGAUAAAUGUACAGUUCUAUGAAUGUUGUUAUGUUCCUUACACCUUCAUACUUUUAAGAGAUGUGAAAUAUAUUGAAAAAUAUUGUAAAUGUAGAUAAUCCUGUUGACAGAUUUCGAGACUUUUAGUAGUGUCUAUAAUUACUAGUUAAUAUGAUGAGAGCAAAAGAUAUUUAUUAUUUAUAAAUAAAAAAAAAAAAACUAAUAAGGCUCUAUUAGUAUUUAUUUUUUUCAGCCAAAUGAUUUUAGUCACUCGAAGAGAACAAUAUGUAAAUAAAAGUGUUUUGAGGUUCUGCACAACUUUGUAAUGCUCAAAUGAGUUAAAGGUGUUAUUAGACAGAUCCAGUGAGAAAGACAAAUUAAAAUCUGUAAUUUUCAUAUUUUGUUUUAUGUUACUUUUAGUUAUUUUUGAAAAUCACAAUUAUUGUGUUGCCAUUAAUGUUUGAGUGAGCGUUUGUAUAAAUGAUUUUAUGUAGGUAUUAAUUUUGUAAAAUUUUUAUUGAAUUAAAU
This is a messenger RNA of Nezara viridula (southern green stink bug), 5599 nucleotides long. The record is from the annotation of a GenBank genome assembly. NCBI's taxonomy places the organism in Eukaryota, Metazoa, Arthropoda, Insecta, Hemiptera, Pentatomidae.